Eruca vesicaria subsp. sativa (arugula) is the source of this 351-nucleotide messenger RNA. The record is from the annotation of a GenBank genome assembly. NCBI's taxonomy places the organism in Eukaryota, Viridiplantae, Streptophyta, Magnoliopsida, Brassicales, Brassicaceae.
AUGGAUCUUCAGGCCCGAGUCGAAUCCACACGUGUUGAUCGCCUGGUCUUCUUCACAGUGAUCGCUCGUCGUCGAAAAAAAACACCUACCGUCAUUUUUUCCCAACGAGACAAGCCGAGGACCAUUCGUAUCAAAAUCGAAACUUACUUCAGCAAUGCAGGCAUGAAAGAAAAGAACUCCUCCACCACCGCCUCUACACUUGGACGGAUUCUAGCUAUUUGUUCUAAGCAGGCCAAAGACUACGGGAGCUGUGUUGCAUCUAAAGUCCACGAGAUUGAAAAAGACUUGUGUUUAAAAGAGUUUCUUGCACUGAAGAGCUGUAUGCAACAUACGAUCCGAGGAAAGGGUUGA